GCCUGGACCCCCGCAACUGCAGCACUGAUUUGACUCCAGACUAUUCUAUGGAGAGUCAUCAGAGGGAUCACGAGAACUUCCUGGUUGUGUCUCGGAAUCGUCGAAGACGAGCCAAAGCUUUGCUGGACUUUGAACGGCACGACGAUGAUGAACUGGGCUUUCGGAAGAAUGACAUCAUCACAAUCAUCUCACAGAAAGAUGAGCACUGCUGGGUUGGAGAGCUGAACGGCCUGAGAGGCUGGUUUCCUGCAAAAUUUGUGGAAGUCUUGGAUGAACGAAGUAAAGAGUACUCUCUGGCUGGAGAUGACACUGUAACGGAGGCAGUGAAUGACUUGGUCAGAGGCACGCUGUGUCCAGCUCUUAAGGCCAUCUUUCAGCAUGGCCUGAAGAAGCCCUCCAUACUGGGAGGACCCUGUCACCCCUGGCUUUUCAUUGAGGAGGCAGCCAGCAGAGAAGUGGAAAGAGACUUCAACUCUGUCUACUCUAGACUGGUGCUCUGCAAGACAUACAGGUUAGAUGAAGAUGGGAAGGUGCUCACACCUGAAGAGCUUCUAUACAGGGCAGUGCAGUCUGUCAACAUGAGCCACGACGCUGCACACGUUCAGAUGGACAUCAAGUUUCGCUCGCUCAUCUGUGUGGGCUUAAAUGAGCAGGUGCUGCAUCUGUGGCUGGAGGUCUUGUGUUCCAGUAUGAGUGCUGUGGAGAAAUGGUACCAUCCCUGGUCCUUCCUGCGCAGUCCUGGCUGGGUUCAGAUAAAGUGUGAACUCAGAGUUCUUUCAAAGUUUGCCUUCAGUCUUUCCCAAGACUGUGAGCUGCCUACCAAAAAAGAGGAGAAGGAGCAGAGGCCUCUGAAGGAGGGAGUUCAGGACAUGUUGGUGAAGCAUCACCUCUUCAGCUGGGAUAUCGAUGGCUAACCUAUCACACGCUUCCUGUGAGCUGCAAACACCUAGACCAAAUCACUCUCCAUCUGCAGAAAAACAGGGAUCACGCGUGAAAUUCAUGUUCAUUCGUUGUACAGCUUUAUGUCACAUGGCUGAAAUGGUGAGUGUUUGUGUGUCUCGGCACAAUAGUUUCACUUUUUGUGACUCUUACAAGAGUCCGUCUGUACAAAGGAGGAGUUCUUUGCCAAGAUUUCACACAGAAUCAGACUAAGGACUGCCUGAAAGCGCUUCCUCUCCUCCGAAGCUGAAUAAAUGUUACACCAUUUGGGGCACGACUAGAGUGGUCAUGAAUUAAAGUAGGAUUUGCACCCUUUUGUUCAUUUACUCUCAAGUAGUCUUGGCUGCUGGUGACAUCUGGAUAGUGGGAAAGAGUCCAGCUCUUGCGCUCCUGAGGGAUUGUCUUGAGCUAAUUCAGUGUCUGGAGGAUCACAUUUGUGUCAGACAUGCGCAAUUUAAAGAUUAAACACAUUUUCAUUAUCUUCAGACGACUUUCCAAGUAUGAUUGUUCCCAAAAUAGCUUAAUAAUUAAAAAAAUAUCCUGUGGGUACCACCCUCACAUCCAGUUACAUCCAUGGCAGACUAAAAGAUGGCCGUUGACAGAGAAACCGAUUGACUGCAGUCAGUGUGUUCAGGCCGCAGCAUUAAAACAGUUGACUGAAUCUGCCUCAACACGAAGGGCACCGCUGAUUCAGUGUUGAUGGUGUAGCAAUGAAUCGGCUUUGUGUUACAUAUUUUGCUAUUUCUCAUAAACCGUGUAUAAUAAAGAGAAGACUAGUAUUUAGCUGCUUUUUUUUUUUGAGAUAGAAGUGAAACAGAAGCAGGUCCAGUGCCACUCUGAAGAAGAGCUGUGUGUGUCUUCUCUGCGAAAGCCUGCAGUGGCACAAUUAGAUGUUUGAGUAAAUGAAAGAAAAAGGGUUCAUUUUAUAGUUCUUGUAAUUGGUAGACAUGGUUGUUUUGAACCAAAAAUUAGUCUGUAAUGGUUGAGCAUGACCAAACUCGCAGGGCUUUAGAUCAUAUCCACGAUCACUGAUUAUAUGUACCUAAAUAAAAAUCUAUAUCUGUAAAAA
This is a messenger RNA of Puntigrus tetrazona (Sumatra barb), 2008 nucleotides long. Its product is annotated as small G protein signaling modulator 3-like. Gene Ontology annotation, molecular function: protein binding. The transcript has 11 exons. The record is from RefSeq and is a predicted model, not a curated record. The coding region runs from base 48 to 914 and encodes 288 amino acids. Lineage: Eukaryota; Metazoa; Chordata; Actinopteri; Cypriniformes; Cyprinidae.